CACAAUUUUCCUGGCUUGUGUAGGUCACACCUAUCAAAUAUCGAGUACUUUGCAUAUCCCUCCAUAAACUAUGGCAGCAACAAAAGACAAGAUAUCCCCAUUCCUCGACCCUGGGCCUUGCACAAAACCCAAUUCUCUCGCAAUCCUUCAACUCUCACGCGACAACCUCCUGCCCGUCUACCUGCAAGUGCCGUCCGGUGAACAUGAUGGCUACGCCGAGGGUGCCGUUGUUAACACACGUUUUGGGUCUUUCCCCCACUCGACUAUGUUGGGUGUCCCAUGGGGCUCUCAAAUCCGUGCCUCCAAGGUUGAUACGGGCUCGAGGGGCCGAAAGAGGAAGCGUGAGAUGACCGAUGACCCAGGGCGUGAGGGGACCGGGGCAAGUGGCAGAGAGCCCGAGGAUUUGGCCGGGGCAGCCAACGGAGAUAGCGUCGUUGCAGUCAAGCAGGCUGUGGCAGACUCGAGCGGCUUCAUCCACAUUCUCCCACCGACGCCGGAACUUUGGACUACAAGCUUGCCGCAUCGCACCCAAGUGGUUUACACCCCUGAUUACAGCUAUAUCCUGCACAGGAUACGUGCCCGGCCGGGCUCGGUACUCAUCGAGGCGGGCGCCGGCAGCGGGAGUUUCACCCAUGCAUCAGUACGAGCUGUCUACAACGGGUACCCAACCGACGGGCAGCCGAAGGGCAAAGUCUUUAGCUUUGAGUUCCACGAGCAGCGGUACCACAAGAUGAAGCAGGAGAUUGCGGAUCAUGGGUUGGAAGGUAUCGUGCAGCUGACGCACAGGGACGUCUACAAUGGGGGCUUCUUGGUGGACGGGAAGAGCCCCGAAGCCGACGCUGUGUUCCUUGACCUACCCGCGCCCUGGGAAGCCCUCCCUCACCUUUCUCGGCGAAAGCCCCAAACCUCGCGAGACACAAGCGACCCUACCACUGAGGCUGGCUGGGUGUCGCCAUUAAACCCCCAGAAGAGCGUCUACAUCUGCACCUUCUCCCCCUGCAUUGAGCAGGUCACCAGGACAGUGUCAGCCAUGCGACGCCUGGGGUGGGUCGACAUUGAUAUGGUUGAAGUUAGCAACAGGAAGCUGCAUGUGUCACGGGAGCGCAUCGGCCUCAACCUGUCGUCUGACCGCGGUGUCAACAACUCACCGCGAGACGUUGAGGAGGCAAUCGCGAGGCUAGCUGAAAUUGAAUCGCGUUUCCGUGAGCACGCGGGGCAACCACGGCGGGCUGAUGACAACAGAGACUCGGAGGAGGAGGAAGACCAGCCCGCAAAAAAGGACGACUUCGGGGCCAAGCGAGAUGUGAAUUUCGCAGAAGACCAGUCAUCAUCUAGCACGCCUCCUUGGAUGGAAGGUCGUCUGAUCACACGAGGCGAGCCCGAGAUCAAGUCGCACACGUCCUACUUGGUCUUUGCUGUUCUCCCUAGAGAGUGGACCGAGGAAGAUGAAGCUGCGGCGGCGGCAAUGUACCCAUGUGGCAUGGAGCAAAAGGUGAUCGGUACUGUAGACAAGGCGGCUAGGAAACAAGAGCGACGGGAACAGUUGCAACAAGUGCAGAAGGGUAACAGGAAAGCAAGGAGAAAGGAGAGAGAUGCAAAGCUGGCUGAGGUGUCUGGGUGAGACAUGUUGGUCGGCUGAGUAGAAGACAUUUGAAAGCCCUUUCCCGGAUGUCCCAUGGUUGAAUAUAGAUCCAAAACCGCCCGAAUACCCGUGUAUCCAAACGGUGUGAAUGGGUUCUUCAGUAUUCCAUUUGGAAGAAUGGCAUUGGCCUUUGGAUUAGCCCUUGGCCACUGAAAUUAGUGAUACGAUGGCCCAGGCCGACUCAGCCCGACACUCGACUGUAUAGAGGAUUGCGCGAACAAGUCGUAGGUGA
Molecule: messenger RNA, 1874 nt
Organism: Canariomyces notabilis
Lineage: Eukaryota; Fungi; Ascomycota; Sordariomycetes; Sordariales; Chaetomiaceae
Product: tRNA methyltransferase complex GCD14 subunit
Exons: 1
Coding region: 71-1621 (516 amino acids)
Biological process (GO): tRNA methylation
Cellular component (GO): nucleus; tRNA (m1A) methyltransferase complex
Molecular function (GO): tRNA (adenine(58)-N1)-methyltransferase activity
Source: RefSeq, a predicted model, not a curated record